Quercus lobata is the source of this 999-nucleotide messenger RNA. RefSeq names its product L10-interacting MYB domain-containing protein-like. The record is from RefSeq and is a predicted model, not a curated record. The transcript is spliced from 5 exons. Bases 601 to 999 code for a protein of 132 amino acids. Lineage: Eukaryota; Viridiplantae; Streptophyta; Magnoliopsida; Fagales; Fagaceae.
GGAUAUGAAUAUUCAAUGCUAUGCAAACAGUGGUUGUUCGACAACAGAUUGGACACCUUCAAUGGACCGUUAUCUCAUAGAUGUAAUGCUAGAGGAAGUGCAUAAGGGGAAGAAGAUUGACUACACCUUCAACAAUCAAGCAUGGAUAGAUAUGUUUAUGUUGUUCAAGGAACGAUUCUCAUUACAACAUGACAAAGAUUUUCCGAAAAGUCGUUAUAGAAGUUUGGAAAAGCAGUACUUUGAUAUGAAAAAUCUUCUUGAACAGAGACGAUUUUCAUGGGAUGAAACACAGCAAAUGGUCACAGCUUUUGAUGAUGUUUGGGAUGCAUAUGUGAAGAUGCAAAACCAUGCCGAAUCAUGCCGAUGCCAAAUUAUAAUGACUUGUGCUUGAUUUAUGGAAAUCCAGCUUCUGAUGAACGGUGUAACGAAGCACGUCAAGAUCUAGGAUGUAAUGGUUUUGGUGCCAGACUUAACAAUAGCUAUCACCAAAGAACUGAUUGGACACCAUCGAUGGACCGAUAUUUUAUUGAUCUAAUGUUAGAGCAAGUUCGUAAUGGAAGUAUGGUUGAUAAAAAAUUCAACAAGCUAGCCUGAAGUGAUAUGAUUGCAAAGUUUAGUGCAGAAUUUGGGUCUCAGCAUGACAAAGAUGUCCUAAAAUGUCGUUUUAUGAGUUUGAGGAAGCGGUUUAAUGAUAUGAAAACUCUACUUGACCAAAGUGGUUUUUCUUGGAAUGAAAUGCAACAAAUGAUACGUGCUGAAGAUGAUGUCUGGGAUGCUUAUGUCAAGGUACAUCCUGAUGCAAGAACAUACCGCAAUAGAACUCUCCCAAAUGUCAAUGAUUUGUUUUUGAUCUAUGGAAAUGACAACACUGAGCAAAGGCAAAAUUACUCUGAUCACUUUAUGGAUGUUGAGGACUAUGAGCUGGGAGUAAAUAUUGGUGAAGAGGAUUACCAGUCCCCUGCUAUGACAGCUAUUAUUACAACAACUUUGUUGUUGUAA